This is a messenger RNA of Leptonychotes weddellii (Weddell seal), 951 nucleotides long. It is a transcript of the gene NPBWR2, whose product is annotated as neuropeptides B and W receptor 2. NCBI's taxonomy places the organism in Eukaryota, Metazoa, Chordata, Mammalia, Carnivora, Phocidae. Gene Ontology annotation, molecular function: neuropeptide receptor activity; neuropeptide binding. Gene Ontology annotation, cellular component: plasma membrane; neuron projection. The record is from RefSeq and is a predicted model, not a curated record. Gene Ontology annotation, biological process: neuropeptide signaling pathway.
AUGCAGGCUGCUGGGCUGGAUCCCCUUGAAAGCAGAGGCUCCCCCUUCCAGGCUGCAAUGGGCGCCAACCGCACUUGGGACAAUGGCACCAGGCACAACGUCACCCUCCAUGAGCCCCUGCCAGCCCUCUAUGAGUUCCUGCCAGCAGUGUACUCCGCGAUCUGUGCCGUAGGGCUGACAGGCAACACAGCUGUCAUCUAUGUGAUCCUGAGGGUGCCCAAAAUGACAACAGUGACCAACGUGUUCAUCCUGAACCUGGCCGUUGCCAACGGUCUCUUCACGUUGGUACUGCCUGUCAACAUCACGGAGCACCUGCUGCAGCGCUGGCCCUUCGGGGAGCUGCUCUGCAAACUGGUGCUGGCCGUCGACCACUACAACAUCUUCUCCAGCAUCUACUUCUUGGCCACCAUGAGUGUGGACCGCUCCCUGGUGGUGCUGGCCACCACACAGUCCCGCCAUGUGCCCCGGCGGACCCUCCGGGGGGCAGAGAUCACCAGCCUGUGUGUCUGGAUCAGUGUCACCAUCAUGGUGCUGCCCUUCUUCGCCUUUGCCGGUGUCUACAGCAAUGAGCUGCAGGUCACGAGUUGCGGGCUGAGCUUCCCACAGCCUGAGAGGGCCUGGUUCAAGGCCAGCCGCAUCUACCUGCUGGUCCUGGGCUUUUUGGUGCCCGUGCGCACCCUCUGUGUGCUCUGUGUGGACCUGCUACGUCGGCUGUGGGCCCUGCAACUCCACUCCAGAGCUCUGGGCAAGGCCAAGCGGAAGGUGACCACCCUGGUCCUGGCCAUGCUGGCUGUGGGCCUGCUCUGCUGGACGCCCUUCCACCUGGCCUCCAUCGUGGCCCUGACCACAGAUCUGCCCCAGACACCACUGGUCAUCAGCAUCUUCUACGUCAUCACCAGCCUCAGCUACACCAGCUCCUGUCUCAACCCCUUCCUCUAUGCCUUCCUGUGA